AGUUUGGUGUUGGUGUUACGGGUGUUUUGCUUGGCGUUUGAUCCUGAAAGCUUUUCGCAGUGACCACCUGUGGAAUGGCGUCACGGCAAAUGGAGCUGACCAAUCACGCGCGACUUUCAUUUCAUGUAAAGUCAUUAAACAGAUUUAUCGACUGUGGUCAUAAACUUGGGAAAGAAACUAUGGAGAGAUAUUGAAUAAACUCCAAUUGUUCAUGAUAUCACCAGAAGAAGGAUUUUGAUAAUUUAAUUCAAAGGAACAAGAUCUACAUUUUUUUCUGCAAGAUGACGAGUCGGGGAGGUAGUGUCCCAUUUUUAGUUGGUUUUGCUAUUUUACUGGUGUUCUGUUUUGUAAAUAUUCGACAUGUUGAGGCAAAGGCAGUUGUCUCCCCUGUGUCUUCAAGCAGUAUACAUAUCAUAUCAACAAAGACAUUACCUUUAAAUGAAUUGCCAUCGAACUCAGAUGCUAGAAACACCGUACAAGCGAAUGCACAGGAGUCUACGGCGGUGUCGUCAUCAGGAGAUGGCGAGAAAGAAAAUCAGGAAACGGAUAAUAAGGAACCGGGUAUAGCGAAGCAGGAAGAGCACGAGACUGGAAAGGUCGAAAAUGUCAAGGCAGAAGCGAUUACACCUGAGGAAGCAAAGGAGGGAAAUGUUGCAGAGGCCAAGGCAAACAGCAUGGUAUGCCAAUCUAAACAUUGCUAUAAUGUGGCGAAAAGCAUCAAGGAUGCCCUCAAUACCUCAGUUGAUCCAUGCGACAACUUCUACGAGUACGCUUGUGGGUCUUGGGUGAAGAACAACGACAUCCCGAAGUUUCACUCGCAAUACUCAAGGAUUUCUGAGCUGUCGAACAAUAAUGAGAAAAUACUGAUGCAUGCAUUGAACAACACGGAGCCAAACGACUCUCCGAAUAUAAAGAAGAUCAAGACAUUCUUCCAGUCUUGUAUGAACGUAGACGCUAUUGAUCAUAUGGGGGAGCAUCCGUUAUUACAGCACAUUAAAGGACUUGGGUCAUGGGCAAUUGAUAAGGACUGGAACCCCAAGGAAUGGAAUUUCUAUAACACUCUAGCCAAGAUGCACCGAGAGUACCCAGCCGAAGUAUUCUUUACGCCAGACGUACAUUCCGACCCAACCAAGGCCCACGAUAAGUCAGAGUUCCUUAUUAUGGUUGACCAAGCCACGCUCAAUCUACCGCAGAUUGUCUAUUUCACGAGUCCUAAGAUUGUAAAGACGGUGCGAAAUUAUAUGACUGACGUCAUAUGUCUGGCCGGUUAUGAUAAAAAAGACGUCAAGAGAAAAGUUCACGAACUCCUGAAGUUUGAGGCGAAGAUCGCGCUGAUUUCUGUACCAAAGAUUUUGAAAAAAUACGUCAGGGUGCCACUGAGCAAGCUGAUGAAAGCCGUUCCUGAGUUUCCCUGGAUGGAUCAUCUGAAGAAGCUGUUUGCCCCAAAGGAAAUAACGGAGGACACCAAAGUGAUAGUGCUAGCCAAUGACUACCUACCCAAGCUGUUUGAACUCCUAAGAAAUACUGACAAAGACGUACUAUCUGACUACAUGAUGUGGCGUCUUGUCAAGGACGUAGUCCCAUUGCUGUCAAACAAAUUUAGGAAAGUCCACUUUGACCUAAAGAAGAAGCUGUUAGGUGCAAAACAUGACAAACCACGCUCUACAAAAUGUUUUGGGUACACCAACAACAUACUUGGACCACUAGUAGGCGCGCUUUUCAUCCGGGAAGCCUUCAGCCCCGAGAGCAAGCACAAGGUUGAGACGAUGAUGAAAGGUAUCAUCAAAGCAUUUGAAGCCAGGAUUGACCAAGUCCCCUGGAUCGACAAACACACCAAUGAAGCCGUUCAUGAGAAGGCGGACGCCGUUGUUGUCAAAGUAGGAUACCCCGACUACCUGUCCGACGAAAAGCAGUUUAACCAAAGAUAUGAAAACUUGAACAUAACCGACUCGGUUCACUGGUUCCAAAACGUAGUGGAGACGGACAAGUUCGCAUCAUGGCAGACGUACCAGAAACUUGGCUCCGUCGUGCCCAAGCACCACUGGAUCACAGUACCUCAUCUUGUAAACGCCUUUUACGUAAUCACCAAAAACGAAGUCGUGAUUCCGUCAGGUAUUUUACAGCCUCCAUUCUUCUAUCCUGAUGAGAUACCAAGGUCAAUCAGUUACGGUGCUAUAGGUCACGUGUUGGGCCACGAGCUGACUCAUGGAUUUGACACAACGGGUAGAAAGUAUGAUAAAAAUGGCGAGGAGAUUGAUAAACGGUCAGAGGCCUGGAGUAAAAACGCCACGAAGAUGUUCCACGAGAAAGCCAAAUGUCUGGUCGACCAGUUCAGCAAAUUCAAAGUUCUUGAUAAAUUCCAUUUGAGUGGAACCAAAACUCUAGGCGAGAACAUCGCAGAUGGUGGGGGACUGAAGCUCUCAUUUAUGGCUUUUCGAGAUCUCGAGAAGGAGAAAGGACCGGAAGAGAUCUUACCGCUUUUAGACAUGCCAAGUGAGAAACUCUUCUUCCUUGGAUAUGCGCAGAAAGAGUGUGUUCAUACUACCCCCGCCGCUGAGUUCCUUGCGGCAACAGAAGACGUGCACCCUCCAUCUAAAUUUAGGGUAAUAGGGACGUUAUCAAAUCUUAAAGAAUUCUCAGAAGUCUACAAAUGCAAACCUGGCUCUUACAUGAACCCAGUGAAGAAAUGUGAAGUGUGGUAGACCUCGCUGGCGACAAUAUUAUAUUGUGACGCGCGCUACCGUGUAUUAAGCAACGAAGAAGCAAGAAACCUGUUUGAUUGACAUAAACUGCACUAGCCAAUACAUCAGAGCAUGACGCAAUCCUCCUAAUUAAAUCAGCGCCAAUGUGUGAUUCUCGUUGCUUAUUGGCCAACCUUUGUAUUUGUGGCCACGGUAGCGAACGUCGCACUAGAAGGCUCUAACCUUUUAUAACUAAUGAGAUUUACUAGAUAUAUGGAGAAUACUACAUGGAAAGUGCGCGCGUACGGUUUUUAUUCACGAGUUGUGCAGUAUCAAAAAACGAAUGAGCGGAGCUGAGAACGAGUGAGGUUUUUUGAUACAAAACAUCGAGUGACUUAAAACUGUACAAAGCACUUUCCAUGCUGUAUUUUGUUUAUUACAUACAUACCGAGAAAUUUAUAAAGAUAAUUAGCCUUUUACAUGACAUUUUAUUAGACUUGGUUGCAGAGGCUCCGAGGUUUGUGUUGCUCAACGGUUCAGUUGAAGACAGACUGAAACUUACAUUGAGACUGUAGCUCAUGUUACACGAGUAGUGCACAUUUUAAUCUCUAAAAUCUCGACAUCUAUGAAAUAAAUAAAUUACUAAAUGGAAAAUGCUUGUACGAUUUUUUAUGCACUCGUUGAUGCGUUGGGAUUAUCGAAGCCAUUCAAGUGCAGUGAAAAAAUAUCGUUCGUCCAAUCAGAACCGCGAACGACUCGGUAAAAAAACACCAGUGAACGAACGGAAAUUUACUGAAUAUGUUUUCAGUUAUUAUUUCUCAGUAUGUAUAUAAUAAAACGUAUAACAUGUUCAGACGCCUCACGAAGGACAUGGUAUGAUAUUACACACCAAUCUGAAGCUUAGUCACAUCAAAUGUAUUAUAUGAGCUAUUUCAAAGUCUGGAUAAAUUACAGUAUCUUUUAUGAGUAAUGAGUAAUGCUGUUCCUUAAUAAACACUAUCUACAAUAAACGCUGCAGUUUUAA
Nematostella vectensis (starlet sea anemone) is the source of this 3705-nucleotide messenger RNA. Its product is annotated as endothelin-converting enzyme homolog. The record is from RefSeq and is a predicted model, not a curated record. Gene Ontology annotation, molecular function: metalloendopeptidase activity. NCBI's taxonomy places the organism in Eukaryota, Metazoa, Cnidaria, Anthozoa, Actiniaria, Edwardsiidae. Bases 282 to 2702 code for a protein of 806 amino acids. The transcript has 18 exons. Gene Ontology annotation, biological process: protein processing. Gene Ontology annotation, cellular component: plasma membrane.